AUGGGUUUGAGAAUUUUGGUGAAAGUUUGUGAAACAAAUAUAUUUUCACGAGCUGUAUCAGGUAACAAGCCAUUAUGGAUCACUUUUGGAAGACAAAUAAGCUGCACGACCAUGUCAAGGACGAUGCUUAAAGAUUCGCCGAACGCGGCUCUCAACAAGACAUUGCUGAACAAGUAUUUGGAUUUACCUCAACCAGACAAUAAAAUUCAGGCAAAAUACAUCUGGAUCGAUGGAACUGGCGAGGGAAUACGAUCCAAGACGAGAACUUUGGACUUUGUACCCAAGCAUCCGUCGGAACUUCCCAAGUGGACUUACGAUGGUAGUUCGACUUACCAAGCUGAGGGUGGAAACAGUGACGUAUUUCUGCUACCAGUAGCUAUCUACCGGGACCCAAUUCGCCGUGGGAACAACAAACUGGUCCUCUGCGAGACUUACACCAGCGACAUGACUCCAACUGCAACAAACAAACGUUUUAGGUGUAAUCAAGCCAUGGAAGCUGUAAAAUCUGAGGAACCGUGGUUUGGAAUUGAGCAGGAGUAUACUUUCCUCGAUUUCGACAACCGGCCUCUGGGCUGGCCAAAGAAUGGCUUCCCUGGACCCCAGGGUCCCUACUACUGCGGUGUAGGAGCUGACAGAGUUAUUGGCCGUGAAAUCGUCGAAGCGCACUACCGCGCUUGCAUGUACGCUGGAGUAAACAUCGCUGGUACCAACGCCGAAGUAAUGCCAUCGCAGUGGGAGUUCCAGGUUGGUCCUAGCGUUGGAAUUGCUGGUGGAGAUGAUCUCUGGAUAGCCCGGUUCUUAUUGCACCGCAUAGCUGAAGAGUUUGGUGUUAUCGUGACCCUUGAUCCUAAGCCCGUUGACGGAUCCUGGAACGGAGCCGGUGCCCACACCAAUUUCUCUACCAAGUCAAUGCGCAAGGAGAACGGAAUUGUUGAGAUUGAGAAAGCUAUUGAGAAAUUGAGCAAACAGCACGUGAAACACAUUCAGGCUUACGACCCACGUGGAGGAAAAGACAACGAACGUCGUCUUACAGGCAAGUGCGAGACCAGCAGUAUCCAUGAUUUCAGCGCCGGGGUUGCUAACAGAGGUGCCAGUAUUCGUAUUCCUCGAGGAGUCGCCGAAGAUAAGAAAGGAUACUUGGAAGACAGGCGGCCUAGCAGUAAUUGUGAUCCGUAUUCUGUCUGUGAUGCGUUGGUCCGUACAUGCUUGUUGAAUGAGUAA
Molecule: messenger RNA, 1221 nt
Organism: Cotesia congregata
Lineage: Eukaryota; Metazoa; Arthropoda; Insecta; Hymenoptera; Braconidae
Source: the annotation of a GenBank genome assembly